This is a messenger RNA of Neltuma alba, 2892 nucleotides long. Its product is annotated as MDIS1-interacting receptor like kinase 2-like. The record is from RefSeq and is a predicted model, not a curated record. Gene Ontology annotation, biological process: protein phosphorylation. Lineage: Eukaryota; Viridiplantae; Streptophyta; Magnoliopsida; Fabales; Fabaceae. The transcript has 3 exons. Gene Ontology annotation, molecular function: ATP binding; protein kinase activity. Bases 1 to 2892 code for a protein of 963 amino acids.
AUGUCUGAAAGAGAUUCCACUAAGCUGCUAGCAUUAUUCUUCUGUGUUGCUUCCUUUGCAUCUGUUGUUGCUGGAGAUAGCAAAGCAGAAGCUCUGUUAAAUUGGAGAGAUGGCUUUAACGACCAAAGCAAAGCUACCUUGUCCUCUUGGAAGAAUGGUACUAAUCCCUGCGGACAAUCCUGGAGGGGAAUUUCCUGUGAUAAAUCCAUGUCUGUGAUCAAGAUAAGGCUGUCAAAUCUUGGCCUUCAAGGUACACUUUCCAGUCUCGACUUCGCUGCCUUUCCUAAUCUCCUCUACUUCGAAAUAAAUUCCAACCGAUUUCAUGGAAACAUUCCACACGAAAUUGGUAAUUUUUCCAGUAUUUUGAUGUUGAGUUUGGCAGAUAAUCCAAUUAAGGGUCCCAUUCCUCCUGAAAUCUGGAAUCUAACCGCUUUAAAUAUUCUUGAUCUUAGUUCAUGUAAUCUCACAGGACGAAUUCCCUAUGAAAUUGGGAAUUUGAGGAAGUUGAAUCUCUUAUUGCUUGGACAAAAUUCCUUUUCCGGUCCCAUUCCUGAAGAGAUUGGAAUGUUGAGCCAUCUCUUAGAGCUUGAUUUAGGAGGAAAUUCUCUGUCAGGGAGAAUCCCAUCAUCAAUUGGAAACUUGACCAUGUUACAAAAUCUUUAUCUUUUUGGGAACAAUCUUGAGGGUCCUAUUCCUAAUGAAUUUUGGAAACUCUAUUCUCUCAUUAACAUUCAUUUAAGUUAUAAUAGAUUCUCUGGGGCAAUCUCUCCCUCCAUAGGAAACCUAACAAAUCUCGAAAAAUUGUUCUUUUUUAAGAACAGAUUUUUCGGUCCAAUUCCUGCAUCCAUUGGUAACUUAAUCAAUGUAUAUGAUGUCGCCCUUCAAAGCAAUAGUCUUUCAGGAUUUAUUCCUUCCACUAUUGGAAACAUGACAAAGCUCACCUCCUUGUGCCUAGACAGCAACAAUUUCAGUGGUCAACUUCCACAAGAAAUGAAUAACUUGACAAGUUGUUAUACCAUACAACUGAGUUAUAAUCAUUUCAAUGGUCCUUUGCCACAAAAUAUCUGUCAAGGUGGGAUGUUGGUUAAGUUUACUGCUAAUGAUAACCAUUUCACUGGUCCUAUUCCAAGAAGUUUGAAGGAUUGUUCUAGUCUAGAAAGAUUAAGGCUUGAUAAUAACCAAAUAGCAGAUAAUAUAACAGUUGCUUUUGGGAUAUAUCCUUAUUUGUACUACAUCGAUCUAAGUGGAAAUCAAUUAUAUGGCCACCUUUCGUCCAAGUGGGGGAAGUGUCAAAAUCUCACACAAUUGAUUAUUCACAAUAACAAGCUUUCUGGUGAUAUACCACCAGAACUAAAAGGGGCAACUAAACUUGGUUUACUUAACUUGUCUUCAAAUCACUUCUCUGGAAAAAUUCCAAAUGAACUAGGGAAGUUGACCAAAUUGAUGAAACUCUCUUUGAGUGACAAUAACUUCUUUGGUAAUGUCCCCUCAGGUAUAAGAUCACUUAGUCAACUUGAAAUUUUGGAGUUAGCAGCAAAUAAUUUAACUGGUUCAAUCACAAGCGAGCUUAGGGAAUUGAAAAGCUUAAGGGUCUUGAACUUGAGCAAAAACAAAUUUGAUGAAAGCAUUCCCCCUGAGUUUGGCGAGAUCCUAAAACUUGAACAACUUGAUCUUAGUGACAAUUUGCUAAUUGGAACAAUACCAUUGAGGCUUGGAAUGUUACCUAACUUGCAAGUUUUGAAUCUCUCACACAAUAAUCUCACUGGCACCAUUCCUUCCGGCUUUAGUGGAUCAAUGUCAGCUCUGUCUAUAGUUGACAUAUCAUACAAUCAAUUAGAAGGCCCUAUUCCAAUCAAACCUGCCUUUCACAACAUUGAUGCAUUAAGGAAUAACAAAGGCUUGUGCGGUAAUGUCACUGGUUUAAGUCCCUGUACAAAAAGCAAAGAUGGAGAAAGUGCACCAGAAGAUGUUUAUUUUGUAUGGAGUCUUAAAAGAGAAAUAUUGUAUGAAGACAUCAUUGAAGCCACAAAGGAAUUUGAUGAAAGAUAUCUCAUUGGGAAAGGGGGCCAAGGAAGUGUUUAUAAGGCUAAGUUGCCUACAGGAGACAUUAUUGCAGUAAAGAAGCUUCAUUCAAUGCCAAGUGGGGAAAUCUCCAACCAAAAAGCUUUCACAAGUGAGAUCCAAGCUUUGACAGAAAUCAAACAUCGUAACAUUGUGAAGUUGUAUGGGUUUUAUUCCAAUUCACAAUUCUCUAUUUUGGUUUAUGAGUUCUUGGAAGGUGGCAGCUUGGACCACAUAUUAAAAAAUGAGGAACAAGCCAUUGUGUUUGACUGGAAAAAGAGGGUGAAUGUUGUCAAAGGCGUGGCUAAUGGUUUAUUCCAUAUGCAUCAUGGUUGUUCAAUUCCUAUUGUUCAUCGUGACAUAUCAAGCAAGAAUGUUCUUCUAAGUUCUGAUUAUGAAGAAGCUCGGAUCAUUGACUUUGGAACGGCAAAAUUUUUGAGUCCUAACUCAAACAAUAUCACCACAUUUGCUGGCACAUUUGGGUAUGCUGCACCAGCCAAUGAGAAAUGUGAUGUAUAUAGCUUUGGAGUGUUGACUUUAGAAAUCAUUAUGGGUGCACAUCCCGCAGAGCUCAUUUCAUUUUUGGCGGAGAAUUCAACCAAUAAUGAUUUGUUGUUAAGGGAUGUGUUAGACCCACGAAUUUCUCCACUCACAAAACCAAUCCUAGAUGAUGUGAUCUUAGUUGCAAAAAUAGCUUUUUGUUGCGUGAAUGAGACUCCUCAAUCUCGUCCAACGAUGGAACAAGCAUCUACGGAGCUAGCAAGGACACCAAAACACUAUUCAGAGGAUCAAUUUCACACCAUCACAAUUGGACAACUAAUGAGGGAUUGA